AUGAGGACUACUGGUGCAGUGGACUAUUUGUACUAUUGCAUGCUCAUCCUGCAGCUUGUGCAUCAGCCCGCUGCCAAGCAAGUGCUCCGGUACCGUUUGGCUGAGGAGGGACCCGCUGAUGUCAGAGUAGGAAACGUAGCCGCCGACCUGGGCAUUGUUGCCGGGUCCGGCGAGGUGACAUUCACGCUCGAAUCGGGCUCAGAUUUUUUCAAAAUUGACAACAUAACAGGUGAGCUCACCACCAACGAGAGGCGGAUAGACCGUGAAAAAUUACAGCAGUGCCAAAUGAUAUUUGAUGAGAAUGAGUGUUUUAUAGAUUUUGAAGUGUCAGUCAUCGGACCAGCCCAGAGCUGGGUCGACCUCUUUGAGGGAAAAGUCAUCAUAUUAGAUAUAAAUGAUAACACCCCGUCUUUCCCUUCCCCUGUCCUGACACUGUCUGUGGAGGAGAACAGACCCAUUGGAACCCUUUAUCUGCUGCCCACUGCCACAGACAGAGAUUUUGGCAGAAAUGGAAUAGAGAGAUACGAGCUUAUCCAGGACAAUGGGGAGAACUCAAGGCGCCUGGGCUCCUCUGGGGAUUCGUACUCGGGGAAGAGGAGGUUUGAGGAAGGCGCAAGCAGGAGCAGCGUCUUCGAGCUGCAAGUUGCUGACACUACUGAUGGAGAGAAACAGCCUCAACUCAUCAUUAAAGGGGCCCUUGAUAGGGAACAGAGAGACUCCUAUGAGCUCACACUGCGUGUUAGGGAUGGAGGAGAUCCCCCUCGCUCUUCCCAGGCCAUUCUGAGGGUGAUGAUCACUGAUGUGAAUGACAACAGCCCCCGGUUCGAGAAGAGUGUGUAUGAGGCUGACCUACCAGAAAACAGCUCCCCAGGCGCCCCCAUCCUACAGCUCAAAGCGGCCGAUGCAGACGUGGGGGUUAAUGGUCAAAUAGAGUAUGUGUUUGGGGCAGCCACAGAGUCAGUGAGGAGGCUGCUGAGGUUGGAUGAGAGCACAGGGUGGCUGAGUGUGUUGCACCGCAUUGACCGUGAAGAAGUGAGCCAACUGAGGUUCACAGUAAUGGCCCGUGACAGAGGCCAGCCGCCCAAAAUGGACAAGGCCACUGUGGUGUUGAACAUCAAGGACGAGAAUGACAACGUCCCCGCCAUAGAGAUACGGAAAAUUGGACGCAUUUUCUUAAAAGAUGGUAUAGCCAACGUGGCUGAGGAUGUGGUGGUGGACACACCCAUUGCCUUAGUUCAGGUGUCAGACCGUGACCAGGGGGAAAAUGGCAUAGUGACCUGCACAGUGGUAGGGGAUGUUCCCUUUCAGCUCAAACCAGCCAGUGAAAUGGAGGGUGAGCAGAAUAAAAAGAAAUACUUCCUCCACACGUCUGCACCACUGGACUAUGAAGCCACACAGGAAUACAAUGUGGUCAUAGUGGCUGUGGACUCUGGAAGCCCCAGUCUGGCAAGUAAUAACUCUCUUAUCGUCAAAGUGGGCGACACUAAUGACAACCCUCCCAUCUUCAGCCAGAAUGUAGUAGAGGUGUCGUUUCCGGAAAACAAUGCCCCAGGCGAGAGGGUGACAACGGUGGCAGCCAUCGACGCAGAUAGUGGGAAGAACGCUGAAAUAGCCUAUUCCCUUGACUCAUCAGUAAAUGGGAUUUUCUCUAUCGAUGCAGACAGUGGAGACAUCCGAGUAAACAGCAUUCUGGAUAGAGAGCAAACAGAGCGCUACGAAUUCAAAGUGAUAGCCAAAGAUAAGGGCAUAAACACCCUUCAGGGCUCUGCAACAGUGGUUGUCCUUGUGGCCGAUAAGAAUGACAACGAACCAAAGUUCAUGCAGGAUGUGUUCACCUUCUAUGUCAAAGAGAACCUUGAGCCAAACAGCCCAGUUGGCAUGGUUACAGUCAUUGAUGCAGAUAAAGGCCAAAAUGCUGAGAUGAGUCUUUUCAUUGAAGAAGAAGAGGACAUUUUUUCUAUUGAGAACGACACUGGGACUAUUUUCUCCACCCUAUCCUUUGACCGAGAGCAGAAAACCACAUACACCUUCCGAGUCAAAGCUGUGGAUGGCGGUGACCCUCCCAGAUCCGCCACCGCCACGGUUUCACUCUUUGUCAUGGAUGAAAAUGACAAUGCACCAACGGUCACUUUCCCAAUUAACAGCUCCUACACCCUCCUUCCUCCUUCCAGUAACAUCAGAACAGUAGUCAGAACGGUCUUAGCCACCGACACUGACACCGGCAUCAACGCAGACCUGAACUACAGCAUCAUUGGGGGAAACCCCUUCAAGCUGUUUGAGAUUGAUGGUGGCUCCGGCGUCAUUUCGCUGGUGGGGAAGCUGGAGCAGAAGCACUAUGGCCUCCACAGACUGGUGGUCCAGGUGAACGACAGAGGGCAGCCAUCACAGACCACCACCACUCUGGUUCAUGUGUAUGUAAAUGAGACUCUUUCCAAUUCCACAGUCGUGGAGGCCCAGGUGGCUAAGAGCCUGAGCACGUCUCUGAACACCAACAUUGCCGGUGACCCCAACUACGACCUAAGCAAACAGCGGUUAAGCAUUGUCAUCGGAGUAGUUUCGGGCAUCAUGACGGUCAUCCUCAUUAUUCUCGUCGUAGUCAUGGCCCGUUAUUGCCGCCCCAAGAAUAAGAAUGGCUACGAGGCCGGCAAGAAGGAUCACGAAGACUUCUUCACACCACAGCAGCAUGACAAAUCCAAGAAGCCCAAGAAAGAUAAGAAGAAACAGAAGUCCAAACAGCCACUCUAUAGCAGUAUUGUCACUGUAGAGGCCUCCAAACCCAACGGGCAGCGCUAUGACGGCGUCAAUGAGAAGCUGUCGGACAGUCCAGGCAUGGGCCGCUACCGCUCAGUCAACGGAGGGCCCGGGAGUCCAGAUUUGGCCCGGCACUACAAGUCCAGUUCGCCACUCCCCACUGUCCAGCUUCACCCGCAGUCGCCAACAGCUGGAAAAAAGCACCAGGCAGUUCAGGACCUGCCCCCUGCCAAUACCUUUGUUGGCACCGGAGAUAACAUUUCCCUUGGAUCUGACCACUGCUCUGAAUACAGCAGUCAAACUAUCAACAAAUACAACAAACAGGGGCCGUUUCGCCGAGUGACCUUCUCGGUGGUGAGCCAGCCCCAGGACCCUCACCAGCAGGGAUCGCUGCAGAGCUGCUACGACAGCGGCCUGGACGAGUCGGAGACGCCCAGCAGCAAGAGUUCGUCGGGCCCCCGGCUGGGCGCCCUCCCCCUGCCCGAGGACAGCUACGAGAGGACAACGCCGGAUGGCAGUGUCGGUGAGGCAGAGCACAUGGAAAAUGACUCCCGGCCCUUGCCUGACGUAGCCAUGACUGGCAAGUGCACUCGGGAAUGCGACGAGUACGGCCACUCGGACUCCUGCUGGAUGCCUGUGCGCACGUCGCCCGAGCGACGGCCAUCCAAGUCAACCACCAACCCCCAACAACCAAAGCUUUCCACUUUCAUGAGCGGCAGCGGCAGCGGCAGCAGCAGCGCCGAGCAGCCCGGCAGCCAAGAGACCCUCGCCAUGGCCGCCAUGGCCAACGGAGACCCCACCGCCGCUCACAUGAUGGGCGACCGCAAUCGCAACCUGCUCAACAAGAAGAUGGCCUCCUCCUCCUCCUCCUAUGAGGCCUUUGGCUCGCCUUCCUACGGCUCACCAGGAGGCGGGGAGGAGGCGCUGGGCCACCCCACCGAGGAGAUCCCUCUGGCACCUACUGGGGAGUACAAGCCCACAUCCUGUGGCACUCUGACGCGACGGGAGGUUUACCUGUGA
Seriola dumerili (greater amberjack) is the source of this 3771-nucleotide messenger RNA. RefSeq names its product protocadherin 7 (gene pcdh7b). The record is from RefSeq and is a predicted model, not a curated record. Gene Ontology annotation, biological process: homophilic cell-cell adhesion. The transcript has 4 exons. Gene Ontology annotation, cellular component: plasma membrane. The coding region runs from base 1 to 3771 and encodes 1256 amino acids. Gene Ontology annotation, molecular function: calcium ion binding. NCBI's taxonomy places the organism in Eukaryota, Metazoa, Chordata, Actinopteri, Carangiformes, Carangidae.